GCACCCAGUGGGCGUGGUCGCCUGUCCGUCAGCUGCAGAAACACUUCCUACGUUUCUUCGGCGCAGUGGGGAGCGAACAGUAAAUGACUAAGAGUCAUAAUCAGUGGAACAAAGAUGUAUCGCUGUGGUCUGUUAACUCCUGAGAAGGAACCAGUUCCUCUGAAGAGCAUCGAGGUGGAGCUGCAGGUGAGGGACCAUGUGGCCACAGUGGUCUCUACUCUGAGCUACGACAACAAGGAGGACAAACCAAUAGAGGCUGUGUUCGUCUUCCCUCUGCCUGGAGACGCUGCCGUCUGUCAUUUCAGUGCUACCGUUGGUCAGACACAGAUUGUAGCUGAGGUGAAGGAGAAGCAGCAGGCUCGUGAGGAGUAUGAUGACGCCCUGAGCUCCGGUCAGCAGGCCUUCCUGUUGGAGGAGAGUGACCAGAGUCCAGACAUCUUUUCUCUGAGUGUGGGGAGUCUCCCUCCAGGAGAGAGCGCCUCCAUCAGGCUGGAGUAUGUCACUGAGCUGGCUGUGCAGGCUGAUGACGGCCUGAGGUUUUGUCUGCCUGCUGUGCUCAACCCUCGUUACCAACCUCGGGGAAGUGAGGGUCCCAGUGUUGAGGUGACAUCAGUUCCAGCGUCUCAGGUUCCCUACACUCUGUCUUUCUCUGCUCGACUGUCGUCUCCUCGUCCGAUCUCUAAAGUAGAGUCCAGCUCCUCCCUGGAUCCUCUCCAGUUCCUCAACGCAGAGCAAACCCAGGCCACAGUGAAGUUGGCUGCAGGACACAAGUUUGACAGAGAUGUGGAGCUGCUGGUUUAUUACAAAGAUGCCCACCAGCCCUCUGCUGUGGUAGAAGCAGGACAGGCCUCUGCAGAGCCUGGCUCUCUGAUGGGGGAUCCAGUAGUGAUGGUGAGCCUGUACCCCGACUUCCCUCAGACUGUGAUGUCUUCAGUCGCUUCGUGUGGAGAGUUUGUGUUUGUGCUGGAUCGAUCUGGGAGCAUGGAUUGUGCCGUCAAUAACACCAACCCGGAGCAGACUCGUAUUGCAAAUGCCAGAGACACGCUGCUGCUGCUGCUGAAGAGUUUACCAAUGGGCUGCUAUUUCAACAUCUACGGCUUUGGCUCCACCUUUGAACACAUCUUCCCUGAGAGUGUGGAGUACAGUGAGAAGACCAUGGAGGAGGCUCUGAAGAAAGUUGAAGGGAUGCAGGCUGAUCUGGGCGGAACCGAGAUCCUUCAGCCUCUCAAACACAUUUACAACCAGCCCUGUGUUCCCAACCAGCCCAGACAGCUGUUCGUCUUCACCGACGGGGAGGUGUGGAACAACAAGGAAAUUCUACAUCUGGUGAAGGAGAAUGCAAGUUCUCACAGAUGUUUCUCCUUUGGGAUCGGGGAAGGGGCCAGCUCUGCUCUCAUCAACGGACUGGCCAAGGAAGGAGGAGGUCACGCCCAGUUCAUCACUGGGGCCGACAGGAUGCAAACCAAGGUGUUGCAGUCGCUGCGAUUUGCUCUGCAACCAGCUGUGGUGGACAUCUCAGUCACAUGGGAUCUGCCAAAAGGCGUGUCUGCCACUGUCCUCUCCCCACCAAUCACAGCCAUUUUCCAUGGUCAGAGGUCACUGGUUUAUGCCCAGCUCACUGGACAGAGCUCAGAAGCAGCAGAGGGGUGUGUGACGGUGAAGUACAGCCUGGCAGGUCAUCCCUCGCAGAGCCGAGUCAAGUUCAGCCUUAAAGCAGUGGACACUGGAUUAACCGUCCACAGGUUGGGCGCUCGCUCCUUGAUCCGCUCUCUGAAGAUGCAGAAGAGAGGAGGUGGAGAAACGCCCGAGGAAGUGAAAAAGAGAGUGGUGGAGCUCAGCGUCCAGUCCGGAGUGAGCAGCGCCUACACGGCCUUCGUCGCUGUCAACAAAGGCAACAAUGAGACAAUUCAAGGACCUCUGGUGCGCAGAAAUGUUGAAACCCCCGGGAUGAUGAUGGCCUAUUCAAUGCCAAAACUUAAAAAAUGUAGGCGAGCUGGUGGUGGGAGCCCUCGUAACAGAGCGGUACUAAUAGAUAUGUGUGGCCGCACACCACUUAGCAGGUAUCAAUGUGGUAUAGAGACAGAAUGUUAUGAAGCUGCUGAACCUCCCCAGCCCAAGCAGCCUUGCAAAGACCCUUUUCUGCAGCUGGUCUCCCUCCAGAAGGCGUCUGGCUGCUGGCUGCUGGAUUCAGCUCUGGCUGCUGCGCUGGGAAAGACCAGCGAGGAGGUGGAGAAGCCAAAGCCUGCACCGGUCAGCCAGGACGUGUGGGCCACCGUUCUGGCUCUGAUCUGGCUUCACGGCUUUAAGAUGGAUAUUAAGGAAGAGUGGGAGCUGCUGGCCAUGAAAUCUGUGUCCUGGCUCCGUGCUCAAAAUGCACCAUGUGUAAAGGAGUGUUUGGAAGCUGCAAACAAGCUGCUGGGCUGCAGCGUGCAGGAAGCUUCACUGGGGCUCUGAAGGAGAAUUCACUGGUGCACAGGCUCAGAUUUACUCCAUCCAUAAACAUGCUACUUUUUGCCUUCUUGCUACCUCUGUCAUAGUUUGUGCCUUAAUAAACAGUAUAUGUGCUGUGGUUCACUGGUUGAGGAUUAGCCAUUUUACAAAAUGCUUUGCUUCUUUGAUGUUGCUCUGUUUAAAUCGAUGCUCUUGAGAGAGGAAAAGAAUAAAAAGUGAAAAUGGGAAAAAAAUAUUUUAAUACGUUUGUGCAGACGUACUGUACAUAUUUAUACCAAAGUAUUACCAUGGUAUCUGUCAUAGCUACGUAUUGCUUGCUUUUUCUACAUUAGUACAAUCAUUACAAAAUGUCAUUUUAUCAUGUAUUUAUGCUAAACAGAAGUUACUUAUCGUAGUACAUCACAUGCACUACACAGGUUUUCCCCUAGAGGGCACUUAUGUAUUUAGCAAAUGGUUAGUUAGACUCAGGUCAAGUACUUGAGGCUUCACCCCUCAAGUGCUUGACCUGAGUUUGUCUAACUAACUAACUAACUAACUAACUAACUAACUAACUAACUAACUAACUAACUAACUAACUAACUAACUACUAUGGCAGAAAUGAUCUGUGACUGCAGAUGUCAUCACUGUCUUUACGUGUAUGUUCCUCUUUAGCACAUAAUUCAAUCAAUACUUGCAUAACAACGAAAAUAAGGAUUAAUAAAAUGGUGCCCUACUUCACUGUAAAGAAUGAAUAAAUGGUUUGAAGUUUAA
Molecule: messenger RNA, 3201 nt
Organism: Betta splendens (Siamese fighting fish)
Lineage: Eukaryota; Metazoa; Chordata; Actinopteri; Anabantiformes; Osphronemidae
Product: von Willebrand factor A domain-containing protein 5A-like
Exons: 20
Coding region: 115-2454 (779 amino acids)
Source: RefSeq, a predicted model, not a curated record